GCGCACCAUGGGCGGCAAGAAGGUCUGCAUCGUGGGCUCCGGCAACUGGGGCUCGGCCAUCGCCAAGAUCGUGGGCAGCAACGCGGCGCGGCUGGGCACCUUCGAGAGCCACGUGAGCAUGUGGGUGCUGGAGGAGGAGGUGGGCGGCCGGCGCCUCACGGACAUCAUCAACACGGAGCACGAGAACGUCAAGUACCUGCCGGGCCGCAAGCUGCCCCCCAACGUGGUGGCGGAGCCGGACCUGCUCAAGGCCUGUGCCGGGGCCGACAUCCUGCUGUUCGUGGUGCCUCACCAAUUCAUCGGCAAGGUCUGCGACCAGCUCAAGGGCCACAUCAAGAAAGAUGCCAUCGGGCUGUCGCUCAUCAAGGGGGUGGAUGAAGGCCCAGAGGGGCUGAAGCUGAUCUCGGACAUCAUCCGCGAGAAGUUGAGCAUAGAGAUGAGCGUCCUCAUGGGGGCCAACAUCGCCAACGAGGUGGCGGACGAGGAGUUCUGCGAAACGACCAUUGGCUGCAAGAACACGCAGCAAGGGCAGAUCCUCAAGGAGCUCAUGCAGACGCCGAAUUUCCGGGUGAGCGUGGUGCAAGAGGCUGACACCGUGGAGAUCUGCGGGGCGCUCAAGAAUGUCGUAGCCGUGGCGGCCGGGUUCUGCGAUGGCCUUGGCUUUGGGGACAACACCAAGGCUGCUGUGAUCCGUAUGGGCCUCAUGGAGAUGAUCGCCUUUGCCAAGCUCUUCUGCAAGGGCCCCGUCACCUCCUCCACGUUCCUGGAGAGCUGCGGCGUCGCCGACCUCAUCACCACCUGCUACGGAGGCCGCAACCGCAAGGUGGCCGAGGCUUUCGCCAAGACGGGCAAGUCUAUCGAGCAGCUGGAGAAGGAAAUGCUGAAUGGGCAGAAGCUGCAGGGGCCACAGACAUCCGCCGAGCUGCACCACAUCCUCAAGAGCAAGAAAGCAGUGGACAAGUUCCCUCUCUUCACAGCCGUGUAUCAGAUCUGCUACGAGGGCAAAGCUGUUGCUGACAUCAUCAAGUGCCUUCAGGACCAUCCUGUGCACAUGUAGGGCAGCUCAGCUGCU
This is a messenger RNA of Tinamus guttatus (white-throated tinamou), 1072 nucleotides long. RefSeq names its product glycerol-3-phosphate dehydrogenase 1 (gene GPD1). The record is from RefSeq and is a predicted model, not a curated record. Lineage: Eukaryota; Metazoa; Chordata; Aves; Tinamiformes; Tinamidae. Gene Ontology annotation, cellular component: cytosol. Gene Ontology annotation, biological process: carbohydrate metabolic process; glycerol-3-phosphate catabolic process. Gene Ontology annotation, molecular function: protein homodimerization activity; NAD binding; glycerol-3-phosphate dehydrogenase [NAD(P)+] activity.